Molecule: messenger RNA, 1049 nt
Organism: Amborella trichopoda
Lineage: Eukaryota; Viridiplantae; Streptophyta; Magnoliopsida; Amborellales; Amborellaceae
Product: Small nuclear ribonucleoprotein family protein
Biological process (GO): nuclear-transcribed mRNA catabolic process; mRNA splicing, via spliceosome
Molecular function (GO): RNA binding
Source: RefSeq, a predicted model, not a curated record
CUGUUCAGCUGGAAGCCCGAAGAAGGGACUUGAAGUCAGCCCACACUGCUGUUUAGAGAGAGAGAGAGAGAGGAGGCGGCCGUCUGCUUAAUGGGGUGACCUUGCCCACGAAGCCUGUAUGCUGGUUAGGGAUGAAGCCUGUGUGCAUUUUUUUCACUCGGAAGUGCUGUUUUGUGAUGUGAUUCUGGUUGAACGGCUUUGUUGGUUCCUUUGUAACUCUUAGAAUUGGUGCUGCUGACGAAGCUUCCUAUUGCUGCUGACCUUUUUUCAGAACAGUCAAAAUGCUUCCUCUAUCACUGCUCAAGACAGCUCAGGGACAUCCUAUGUUGGUAGAGCUAAAAAAUGGGGAGACAUACAAUGGGCAUUUAGUAAACUGUGACACGUGGAUGAAUAUUCAUUUGCGUGAGGUUAUUUGUACUUCUAAGGAUGGCGACAGGUUUUGGCGAAUGCCAGAAUGUUACAUUAGAGGCAACACAAUAAAGUAUCUUCGUGUUCCAGAUGAGGUGAUCGACAAAGUUCAAGAAGAAACAAACAAGAGCCGCUCGGACAGGAAGCCUCCAGGUGUAGGGCGUGGUAGGGGCAGAGGUAGAGAGGAGAGUGGUGGUGGAAGGCCCAUGAAAGGCAUUGGUCGAGGUCAAGAGGAUGGCAAAGGUGGUCGUGGCAGGGGAGGACCUGGCAACAAAGGUGGCAGCAACAGAGGUGGGGGGCGUGGUCGUGGUUGACAUAUAACGGAUGGAGGAUUACAGAGUUGCAGCAGUAACUUUGCACUGUUUUUUUUAUGCGUUGUUUUUGCCGUUUUUAUACAGAUGGGUUUGGUUGGGUUCUAUGAGUUUUGUUUAUGGGACUUUAACCAUAUUAGGUUUCAGGUGAGGUUUGGGGAUGAAAGCCAGUGGAUGGGAAAGGCUGGUUAAGUUCUAGAGGAAAAAAGAAAAAGGAAAAAGUGAGAUUUUUUUGCUCUCUCCUUUGAAAAGUACGGUGUUCAAUGUUUGACCUUAUAUUCCUGGUUCCUUGUGAGCAUAUAUUUAAGCUUGAGUUCUCUCUCUAUUCAA